Messenger RNA from Saccoglossus kowalevskii, 1074 nucleotides. Its product is annotated as solute carrier family 35 member G1-like. Gene Ontology annotation, cellular component: membrane. The record is from RefSeq and is a predicted model, not a curated record. Lineage: Eukaryota; Metazoa; Hemichordata; Enteropneusta; Harrimaniidae.
AUGGUUGGCAUGAUGAAAUCAGAGGAGAGUUAUUCUGGUAUGGCUUUGCCGCUACUGUCAUCAACUCAAAUUGAUCCGAAUGGCCACGAUAGUCACUGCAUUGCGCUUUCGCCACGAUGCUUGAAAAUUGUACAAUCUAUGAAAGGUAUUAUGUUUGGAAUAUUCGCCGCAAUCUCGUUUGCCGUGGCAGAUUAUUGGAUACGAGUGGUACAAGAAGUCGGCGGAGUUGGACCACUGCAGACGACUUUUUACUUAAACAUUGGUAUGAGCAUUUGCGUCAUUCCAAUUAUAAUUUAUAAAUCAAUCAAUAUUGUUGGAAAGAGUUACAAAGAACUGGGUAUUUUAAUAACAAUCGCAGCUCUUUAUUUAGGAUCGUCCUUCACAUUAAUUAAGGCGUUAUUAUUGGGACCUAUCGGCAAUGUUACUGGAAUUCUACGUGGAACAAUGCCAAUUAUAACGCCCAUAUUAUCGAUGAUAGUACUCCGUGAAUCACUUCACAUCGUUGAUGGUAUAGUAACUGUUGUUAAUAUUUGUGGUAUAUUGCUGAUGGCACAACCACCGGAAAUAUUUGGAACUGAAGAUCAGUUUGAAGCGGUGAAUUCUCUCGAAAUGUUUGCGUAUGGUUUGGCGAUAUUUACUGGUGUGCAGUUGUCUCUUUGUAUUGUAAUAGUCAGGUAUUUAGGGGAAAACAGUAGUGCAUUGGUAAUACUGUGCUGGGUUAGUAUAAUUGGUUCUGUGAUAUCCUUAAUUUUUACUCUGGUAAUCGAAAAUCCAAAAUGGACUAUGGAUUUAGAAAUGUCUUUAACAGCUACUGGAAUGGUCAUUGCAACUCUAUUGGGAACGGUGUGUCGAUUAAAAUCUCUUCAAUUAACGGAAGCCACACCCAUUGUUUUAUUGGCGAACAUCCAAAUAGUUGUAGCAUUUUUGUUGCAAACCUACGGUUUGCUUGAAAUUCCUGAUAUUUACUCUAUUUUAGGGACUAGUAUUAUUUUACUUGGAGCGAUAGUAUGUGCUGUAAAUACCUGGUGGAGGGAUUAUCAGCUUAAGAAAAAAUGUCCAUACUAUGAUAUGUAA